UUAGUCCCCAAGCUUUUAUUCGCGUGCAUGAUUUUAACGUUAUGUUGCAAAGAGAGGGAGAGAGGGAGAAAAAAACGGAGCAAGGGGAAAGUGAUUUUUGUUUGGUUUCGCGUGGCUGCCGCGGCGGUGUGCACGCCUUCAUCUGACGACGUGUGUGCGGGAGAAAAAGGAAGGGAACACCUGUGAAAGUGUGUGACCGAGCGUAUGUGACAGAAGAUGAGGAGGAGGAGAGCAUGUCGGAACACAGCUACAGCCCUGGUGAUGGCCAGUAUCCAGAGGGUGCAGAGGACCGCCUCCCUCCACCUGGCAGCCCCUACUACCUGGCUGACCCUGCCCAGCUCUGUGUACCCGAGCUGGGUGAGGAGGGGGCCAGUGGGGUUAGAGGUCCCGUGCUCUUUCACCCCCCACCCAACUGCCGGAUUCGAGAGGUCCACUGUGGGACCCAGGUGCGGCUGGUCGUCAUAGCAAUCCGAGACAUUGCCAAAGGGGAGGAGAUCACAGUGGACUACAGCCUGACAGAUUGGGGUGAGAAUGCCAUGGAGGAAGAGGCUGGUCCCCAUCCGUUGUCCCUCUCCGUCUCUGAUUACCUCACCCCCUCCUGGUCGUUAUCACCCUCAUCCUCCCCGCUCACCCACUCUGAACCCAGUGACUCUGACCGGGAGGAGGACGAAGAGGAGGAAGAUGAUGAUGAUGAUGACGACGACGAAGAAGAGGAAAUGGAGGAGAUGAGGGGCCGCAUGCUCCGCCGCCGCAAGAAACGCAAGAUGGCCGCGGUGGUCAAUUCAAAGAAGAAGAGCACAGCGACUUCCUCCAGAGGGCCCGGGCGCCCCUGUUCAUCUUUUUCCCGCCCAGCACCCGUUGCGCCCCCAGCCAGGUCCCAGUCCCAGCCCAGCGCCCUGGCACCCCCGACCACCAACAUCAACAAUAACAUUAACAUAAACAUUGGCAGCUCCAGCGGGACCACAGUGAGCCGGCGGCAGCACUGCCCGUACUGCGGCCGCCACUAUCGCUCUCUGGCCCGCCACCUGGAGAAGCACCACGCCAACCAGCCUGAGGUCAGGACGGCCAUGGAGCUGGCGCACCUGCACACACACAGCUCCUCCAAUGGCAAUGCCUCUCACCCUCCCCCCUCGUCGUCCACCUCCACCGCACACAGUCACUCCUUUGCUGUCCCGCAGCCCUCUUCCUCCAACCCUGCGCCACCCCCCCUCUUCUCCAGGGAGAGGGAAUCACCAGCAACUCGCUCAAGCACAGGUGGCGUCUCGUUCUCGCUCUCACUGUCCCCACCUUCUUCAGCUCCGGCAGCCGCCGCCAAGAAGGGCCCUAGUUUAUCACUGCCCACCCCUAAACGAGCCACAGCUCCAUUGGUGACUCGGGUGAAGAGCCCAUCACCACCUCCCCCAUCUACUCCCAGGAGGGGUCGGAGGAUGAAGAGGGAGAAGCAGGAAGAGCAGCAGAAGGUGGAGGAGUGCACAAGAAGUAAAGAAGAGCUGGUUCCUCCUCCAACUCCAGAGCCAGACAUAGAUCCAGAUGAAGAUCUAGAGCUGAGUGGAGAAGGGGAGGAUGACAUCCCUGAGGAGAAGAAUGGAGAGAUUGUAAGUUCACACAGACAUCAGAUGUCUCCGCUCCUCUCAUCCCUCUCCUGUUUGGUCCUCUACCUCCGCCGGCAGCAACACUCCUCCUUCCUGUCUUUAACCUGCUCCCCUCAUUCAGCUGAAGCCUGGCGCCUCCUCUGCCAUUCCAGCCUGUCCUUGCUCAUCCUGUACAACCGCCACCGUGAGUGUGAAGUGGCCAAGCUCACAAUCCAGGACUACCGCAACCGCACCAGCCCCCAGGCCAGCUCCACCACCAGCUCCCCCUCUGGCAUGGAGGCUCUCCUCUCCCCCUUCGAGCGCCAGGUCCUCUGUCACCUCCCACGGGCUGGUGUUCUUGGAAAGCGCGGCCGCAUCCAACCACUCAUCCUCCCACCACACUGUGAAUCCUGUUUAGAGCUACUCCUCCAAACCAGCCCCAACGUUGGUGUAGACCCUGAGAGCCCCUAUGUCUUCUCCCGACCCUACCACUCACCUGCUACCCCACUUCGGGGCACGGACCUUCUGAGAAACUUGGCGCGGACCAGCGGGGCCAAGAACCCCGGGGCUCUGACAGCGACACGGGUGCGGCGGCAGGUGGCCAUCCUGACCCAGUUGCUACUACUAGAGGAGGGAGAGGCCCAGGGCCCCUCAGGGGGAGGUGCUGCCAAACGCCUGGAAGACUUCCUGGAGCGCGAGUACCAUGUAACCCAGAACUGCUCCACUAUUGUCCGGGACCCAGCGCUGAUGGGUCGUGUGGGUCGAGUGGUACUUUACGGAGAAAGGGAGGGAGUACUUUUCAGAGGCAUGAGCCUGCAGCACAUCUGUCUUGAGUUGGAUGUGAUGUCUGGCAACUCGGCAGACUCCUUUUCAGAAGAUUCAGAGGUUGAGGGGGAGAAGGAAGAAGUGAAGGAGAAGACAGAGGUGCUGGUGAAGAAGAAAGGCCCCGGCCGACCCCCACGGAAAAAGAGAGGACCCCUAACUUCAUCAGUUAACACAUCGGUAGCCAGUGUCCACAAAAGGAGGUGUAUUCAGCCCAAAUCGGGGAAGCGUGGUGUGCUGAAGCGUCCGUGGUCGGAGGCGGAGCGCGUGGCGGUGGAGACUCACCUGAAGAGGAACAUCGUGGAGCUGCGCGUCCCCGCCAAGGCUGACUGUGAGCGCUGCUUGGAACUCUGCCCCCUGCUGGUCAGCAACCAGCGAGACUGGCGGGCGAUCAAGUUUUACGUCCACAACCGCAUCCAGCUGCUGAAGAAGCAGGGCAGGAGGGAGAGCGCGGGCUCAGUCUGCUAGGGGGCGACAAACAAAGAGACGGAGGACGACACAGACCAUACUGUAAACACCACCAGCAGUCACGAUGAAGGGAAAACGUCCUGGUUAUGGUGGAGCAGCUUUUGUUUUCUCUCUUCGGAAUUAGGUGCACCGUCACACCCAGUCCCGUCACCUUGGUCAUAAGGGAUUAGUGUAAUAAAACGGACUAAAACAGGUGGGAUGCUGAGGUUGAGUAUUUGUCCUCAGUGGAGGAGAUGUCCAUGCCUGUUGAUUGAGAUCUACUUUAAAGUGGUUGGACGUGCUGUACGUAGUUUGAGUAUGAAUUCAGACACAGUGAAUGCUCUUAGGUCUACUGCUCCUUCCACUAAAGGCUAAAGACCAAACAUGAAUGUGUAAAGAUAUGGAGGAGGAAACCAAUGGCUCUGACCCUAAAAAUCCCCCCCCCUAGUUAGCUUACAUGUCUUAUGGACUGAGACAUCAGUGAACCUGUACAGUUUGUGUUUGAUAUCGAUAACUGACUGGCAUUGAGCUUCCAACCCGUGGCUCUCAUAACUGACAAGUGUAUUAAAACGUAUUCUUCAGUCUUGGACCAUGAUGCACCUGUGAAGUGGUUCUUGCAUACCUCUCUACCACAAUCGUAGUCAAACUAGUAUGUAUCAAGGCACGCCUGCUGGAAUCUGUUUAUUGCGCAUCAGACAUUUUUCUUUUUUAUUCUUUUACUUCAGAAUCAACACAUGGUCUUAUUCACAGUGUAAAUACUUACUAAUCAAUGAAAAGUAUACAAUAGUGAUUACAAAGUUAGUAUUGUGCUACGGUGUACAUAUUGUAAAUGCUACCUGUACUUAUUAAAGUGUAUGACAUUU
This is a messenger RNA of Myripristis murdjan (pinecone soldierfish), 3703 nucleotides long. RefSeq lists its product as uncharacterized. Bases 234 to 2861 code for a protein of 875 amino acids. The transcript has 8 exons. NCBI's taxonomy places the organism in Eukaryota, Metazoa, Chordata, Actinopteri, Holocentriformes, Holocentridae. Gene Ontology annotation, molecular function: protein binding. The record is from RefSeq and is a predicted model, not a curated record.